AUCUGGGGUCUGACGCCGUGGGUGUGAUGUAUUACUGUUAGUCGUGGUCGUGCGAUUGUCGCAUGUUGUUGGCGGCGACUGUGUCCGCAGUCUUGUGGUCAACCCCUGUACUGUGUCCGCAGUCUCUGGUCAUCCCCUGUACUGUGUCCGCAGUCUCUGGUCAUCCCCUGUACUGUGUCCACAGUCUCUGGUCAUCCCCUGUACUGUGUCCGCAGUCUCUGGUCAUCCCCUGUACUGUGUCCGCAGUCUCUGGUCAUCCCCUGUACUGUGUCCGCAGUCUCUGGUCUUCUCCUGUACUGUGUCCGCAGUCUCUGGUCUUCUCCUGUACUGUGUCCGCAGUCUCUGGUCAUUUCCUGUACUGUGUCCGCAGUCUCUGGUCAUUUCCUGUACUGUGUCUGCAGUCCAUCGGUUCAGAAUAUUUUUUUUCCUUGUUUUUCUCCUCUAAAACCUAGGCGCUUCUUAUGGUCAGGUGCGUCUUAUGGAGU
Staurois parvus is the source of this 485-nucleotide messenger RNA. NCBI's taxonomy places the organism in Eukaryota, Metazoa, Chordata, Amphibia, Anura, Ranidae. The record is from the annotation of a GenBank genome assembly.